This is a messenger RNA of Impatiens glandulifera, 2099 nucleotides long. Its product is annotated as peptidyl-prolyl cis-trans isomerase FKBP62-like. The transcript is spliced from 13 exons. Bases 75 to 1793 code for a protein of 572 amino acids. Lineage: Eukaryota; Viridiplantae; Streptophyta; Magnoliopsida; Ericales; Balsaminaceae. The record is from RefSeq and is a predicted model, not a curated record. Gene Ontology annotation, molecular function: protein binding; peptidyl-prolyl cis-trans isomerase activity.
CUGGCCAUCUCUAGAGAGUUCUUCAGCCUUUACCAUCUUAUAGAAUUUGAUAGUUGGAAGGAAAUUGCAAAGCAAUGGCAGCAGACGAAACAACCAACUUGCCUGACUCAAUAGACGAGGAUGACCUCGAUGAAGAACCUGGGGAGGUGAUCGAAUCGGCUCCACCUCUCAAGGUCGGUGAAGAGCGACAAAUUGAUUCCUCUGGCCUCAAGAAGUUGCUCCUCAAGCGUGGUGUCGGUUGGGAAACUCCGGAGUUCGGCGACGAAGUCACAGUUCAUUACGUGGGGACUUUAAUCGAUGGAACCAAGUUCGAUUCCACAAGGGACAAAGAUAAACCUCUCACCUUCAAGCUUGGGAAAGAACAAGUGGUUUUGGGAUUGCAACAAGGAAUUUACACCAUGAAGAAGGGAGAACUGGCAAAGUUUAUUGUGCCUCCACAAUUGGGAUAUGGAGACUUAGGUGCAAAUGGUGUUCCCCAAAAUUGCUAUAUUCAGUUUGAAGUGGAGCUUAUUUCAUGGAUCACAGUUGUAGAUAUAUGCAAGGAUGGUGGGAUUAUAAAGAGAAUAAUGCAGAAGGGAGAGAAUAGUUCCCCGCCUAGUGAUUUAGACGAGGUUCUUGUGAAUUACCAAGUGAUGUUGGAAGAUGAUCUUCUAGCUAUGAAAACACCCGAAGGAGGAGUUGAAUUCCAUCUGAAAGAUGGCCAUUUAUGUCCUGCUCUAUCAAAAGUAAUCAAGACAAUGAGAAGGGGAGAGAAAGUCAAUCUAGUUAUUCAGCCACAAUAUGCCUUUGGAGAGAGUGGUUAUGAUUCUAAAGACCGAUCUGUCACUGUCCCACCUAAUUGUGUUCUGAAGAUUGAUUUGGAGCUGAUAUCAUACAAGCCUGUCAUUGAUGUUACGGGUGAUUCCAAGGUACUAAAAAAGAUCUUGGAAGAGGGCCAUGGCAUUGAUACUGCAAAAGAGAAUGCAUUUGUUAGUGUUAGGUAUAUAGCUAUGCUUGAAAAUGGCACUGUAUUUGAGAAAAGAGGUUUUGAUGGAGAAGGACCAUUGGAAUUUAUCACUGAGGAAGAACAAGUAAUCGAUGGAUUGGACAGGGCUGUAGCUACAAUGAAGAAGGGAGAGAAGGCAUUAUUGACUAUAAAUCCUGAAUAUGGCUUUGGAAAUGUUCAAGUCAAGCGGGAUCUUGCUAUAAUUCCACCAAAUUCCACUGUUAUCUAUGAGAUCGAGAUGGUGGAUUUUUUUAAGGAGAAAGUGCCCAGCGAAUUGAGUUGUCAUGAAAGGAUUCAGACUGCUGAAAGGAAGAAAGAAGAAGGAAAUCUCUUAUUCAGAGAUGGGAAGUACCAAAGAGCUGUCAAGAAAUAUGAAAAGGCAGUUGAAUUCAUCAUUGAAGAUGGGUCCUUAAGCGGUGACGAUGGAAAUGCAAUGAAGACAAUAAGAGUUUCAUGUUGGUUGAAUGUUGCAGCUUGUAACCUCAAGCUUAAAGAUUUCCAUCAAGUAAUCAGUCUGUGCUCCAAGGUCCUAGAUGUGGAGUUCUAUAAUAUAAAGGCUUUGUACAGACGGGCACAAGCAUAUAUGGAAACGUAUGAUCUACAAUUAGCUGAAAUUGAUAUCAAGAAGGCUCUGGAGGCUGAUCCACAAAACAGGGAGGUUAAGAUGGUCCAGAAGCGCUUGAAAGAACUUAAAGCUGAAAGCAACAAAAGGGAUGCAAAACUCUUCGCAAACAUGUUUGCUCCAAAGACAAAGGAGGGAUAUUUUGUUCCAAGAAAGAAGUUGAAGAUUGGAGAGGUAGAGGAAUGACAGGAUAGAUGCAGAGUUCAUCAGGCAAGAUUUAUGCAGCUUCAGCUCUGCCUGAAAAUGAAAUGUAAUCUAGAUGUGCAAAGAAGCUUCAGCUCGAUCUGAAAAUGGAAUGGUUUAGAUUUGACAUAGAUGCUUUUGCAUAGAUAAAUACAUAAAUGGGAAAUUUGUAUAAGUGAUCUCAGAUGUGGCGAUUUUGGCUCAUGUUUGGAUGACUCGUUGCUUCUGACAAAAGAAGAAGAUUACUUAAACGUUUAUUUGAAAUCUCACUUAUACUAUUUCAAUAUAAUACUGUAGGGGUGGUGGAUA